Molecule: messenger RNA, 857 nt
Organism: Canariomyces notabilis
Lineage: Eukaryota; Fungi; Ascomycota; Sordariomycetes; Sordariales; Chaetomiaceae
Exons: 2
Coding region: 87-857 (256 amino acids)
Biological process (GO): nuclear polyadenylation-dependent rRNA catabolic process; U4 snRNA 3'-end processing; CUT catabolic process
Cellular component (GO): cytoplasmic exosome (RNase complex); nuclear exosome (RNase complex)
Molecular function (GO): RNA binding
Source: RefSeq, a predicted model, not a curated record
CUCCUUGAGCAGCCGCAAACAAGGCUGAAACUACAACCACAACCAUCACCACCACAAGCCCUACCCAAAAGUUCACCAUCACCAUCAUGACGACAACAACCGGCCGCCCCUUCGUCCUGCCAGGCGAAACCGUCGACCCGUCCCUCGUUCCGACGCACAAGAAACACCCUCUCCGACUUGGGCCCGGCUUGCGACACAUCCCGCCAAGCGACAUCAUCCCUACCGUAGCCGGGCAGCUGGUGACAAACCCGGUCAAAAACUCCAUAUGGGUCGAAUACAAUUCCCAGCGGUACAUCCCACAACCAGGCGACCUGGUAAUCGCACAAAUCGUCCGCUCCACGCAGGACGCCUACCUAGCCUCACUAUCGCCCUACACAGCAUCCGCUACGCUCCCGCAGCUCUCAUUUGAAGGCGCCACCAAAAAGACCCGCCCCAUGCUCUCCCCAGGAUCCCUCGUAUACGCGCGCGUGUCGCUCGCCAACAAGCACAUGGACCCCGAAUUGGAAUGCGUCAGCAGCGCGACAGGCAAAAGCGACGGGCUCGGCCCUUUGACGGCAACGGCAGGUACAGGUACGGGAACCGUGUUUGACGUGUCGCUCGGGUUUGCGCGGCGGCUUCUGAUGGCGCGGAGUCGCGAGGAGGGCCGCGUGGCUGUGCUCGAGAUGCUCGGCGGGGAGGAAGGGGGCGGGCUGGCGUUUGAGACGGCUGUCGGGCGCAACGGCAAGGUGUGGGUGGGCAGCGAGAGCGUCAAGACGGUUAUUAUUGUGGGCAGGGCGCUGCAAGAGACGGACCGGGGCGGGCUGGGGAUUGAGGAGCAGAGGCGGUUGGUGAAGAGAUUAAUUAGGGAGAUGAGGUGA